Musa acuminata subsp. malaccensis (wild Malaysian banana) is the source of this 681-nucleotide messenger RNA. RefSeq lists its product as uncharacterized. NCBI's taxonomy places the organism in Eukaryota, Viridiplantae, Streptophyta, Magnoliopsida, Zingiberales, Musaceae. The record is from RefSeq and is a predicted model, not a curated record.
AUGGCGCUAUAUGGGACUUCUGACGCCUUAAUGUGCAAGGCGUUCCCAACGACCCUAAGGGGACCGGCCCGCGCAUGGUACAGCGGCCUGAAGACCGGGACCAUCUCUUCCUUCGACCAGCUCGCUCGAGACUUCAAGCUCAACUUCCUGGCCUAUGCCCGUCCGAAGCCGUCCGUGGCGUUGCUCCUCGGACUCCACCAAAGGGAGGACGAGCCCCUCUCCCACUUCGUAAACCAUUUUACGACGCAGAUCCGAGGACUCUCAAACGCUCACCCUUCUCUAUUGAUGCAGGCGUUCAUGAUAGGCCUGCGGCCCUCCAGGUUCUUCUGGUCUCUAGUGGAGCGGCCCCCCACGACGGUACUCGAGAUGCUCCAGCGGGCGAGCCAGUUCGUCGCCGCAGCGACAUGGAUGGCCGGGAAGCGCGAAGAGCACAAGAGGGUCAAGACGGAGCCGCCCCGGCAGCAGCAACCCGCUGCGUCUCGGCAUAGGUUAGAUAGAUCCGACCCGCCGACAUCGAGGCCCCCUCUCCCAGCCUUGAACUCGUCCCGAACGGAAAUAUUCCUCCACAUAAGGGAAAAGGGACUGCUCAAAGAACCUUACCCGAUGAGGAAUCCGCGGACGCUGGCGGACCAAUCGAAGUACUACCGCUUCCACCGGCAACAUGGGCAUGACUCUGAAUAG